AUGGUGGAGCAGCCUAUAGCCGACCCUUCUGUCGUCCCGGUGUUGCGCGGGAUGUUGGAGCAGCUUGAGGCAGAGCAGGGGUCGGAGGAUGCGGAGAUCAGGGGGGCCUUGGCCCGCUUGGAAGCUCAGAUGAGAAAUAUGGUGCACCCAGCCCCGCUGCCUGGGGAGACGAACUCAACCCCCGAAGGCCUGGCAGCAUAUCUGGAUGUUCUGACACAGCGCCUGGACUCGCUGGACGCAAAGGUCGAGGAACUGGACCCCAGCGCCCGCCUGCUCGUGCGGCAGGUUCUCAGCAGCAACAACAAUCCGCAGCAAAGCGAGUGA
Messenger RNA from Auxenochlorella protothecoides, 324 nucleotides. RefSeq lists its product as hypothetical. Bases 1 to 324 code for a protein of 107 amino acids. The record is from RefSeq and is a predicted model, not a curated record. The transcript is spliced from 3 exons. NCBI's taxonomy places the organism in Eukaryota, Viridiplantae, Chlorophyta, Trebouxiophyceae, Chlorellales, Chlorellaceae.